Messenger RNA from Vitis riparia (riverbank grape), 1429 nucleotides. RefSeq lists its product as uncharacterized. The transcript has 8 exons. NCBI's taxonomy places the organism in Eukaryota, Viridiplantae, Streptophyta, Magnoliopsida, Vitales, Vitaceae. The record is from RefSeq and is a predicted model, not a curated record. Bases 43 to 1215 code for a protein of 390 amino acids.
AAGGCCUAUGUACAGUGCACCAAAAGGCCGCCUCUCCCACACAUGGCCAGCACCCACUUGUGCCACCAGAUUUCCCGGCCACCCCAAGGCCGGAGCGUCUGUUUCCGCCGACUCACCACCGCCAAACGCUCCGGAAUUUCUCUCCCGCCACCCAAAUAUGUCGGAAAUAACAGAAGCCUAGCCGUCAGAACACAGACACAUUUGAAGUGGGCACUUAGACUAAGCAUAGUAGAUCAAAGCCCGCCAACAUCAACGAUUGACAUGAAACAGUUAGUGAAUUUCUUGUACGAUGAUCUCCCUCAUCUCUUUGACGACCAAGGAAUUGAUCGAACGGCGUAUGACGAUCAGGUGAAGUUCCGGGACCCAAUCACUAAGCAUGACAGCAUUGGUGGGUAUCUCUUCAACAUAGGCCUCUUGAAGAAUCUCUUUCGGCCACAUUUUCAGUUGCAUUGGGUGAAACAGACAGGGCCCUAUGAAAUAACUACAAGGUGGACUAUGGUAAUGAGUUUCAUUCUUCUGCCAUGGAAACCAGAAUUGGUGUUCACAGGAACCUCUAUUAUGGGUGUCAACCCAGCCACUGGAAAGUUUUGCAGCCAUUUGGACGUUUGGGAUUCUAUACAGAAAAAUGACUAUUUUUCUCUAGAAGGAUUAUUGGAUGUAAUAAAGCAGUUGCGGAUUUACAAGACUCCAGACCUAGAAACACCCAAAUAUCAGAUACUGAAAAGGACUGCAGAUUAUGAGGUAAGAAAGUACAGCCCAUUUAUAGUUGUGGAAACCGAUGGAGACAAGUUGUCAGGAUCAACUGGCUUUAAUGAUGUUGCUGGAUAUAUUUUUGGAAAGAACUCGACAAUGGAAAAGAUUCCAAUGACCACCCCUGUCUUCACUCAAGCAUUUGAUGCUGACAAGUCCAAAGUAUCCAUCCAAAUAGUUCUUCCUCUAGAGAAAGAGAUGAGCAGUCUACCAGAUCCCAACCAAGAAGCCAUUAGCUUGAGGAAGGUGGAAGGAGGCAUUGCUGCAGUGUCAAAGUUCAGUGGAAAACCUAUGGACGAUAUCGUUCAAGAGAAAGAGAAAGCACUCCGCUCUAAUCUUAUUAGAGAUGGUCUUAAACCUAAAAUGGGUUGUUUGCUUGCUCGCUACAACGAUCCAGGCCGAACAUGGAGUUCUAUAAUGCGGAAUGAAGUACUCAUAUGGCUGGAGGAGUUUUCACUGGACUAGUGCAUUGAAUAAAGUCUCUCUUUGGCUAGCAUCCAUAGCUGUUGGACAGUCUUGACUCCUUGGAAGUUAUGAGCAAAGUUUGUCUGGUUGGAAUGUAAUGAAAUAUAGAACCUCAUAAUUUUUUGAAAGCUCAUCUAUUCAUCCAAGAGAUUACAGAAAAUUGUAAUGAACCUUAACUGAACUUUAAAAUGGUUCUCUACUUUGCUUUUUUACA